AUUUACUGCAGUGAAUAUGAAUUUCGUAUAGUGUGUCAUUGACUCGAGACGAAGUGUCAAAAUUGUUCUGACUUGGUUUCGCACAUUGUAAAAUUUCAUUAAGAUAGUUACAAAUUUCAUUUAUUAAGUAUCACUUGAUCGUUUAAGAUCAAAGUCUUCGAACACUAUAUUGUAGAGUGAUGCCGGUUCAUCAGAUCAAUGUUAAUCCGCCUGACCGGCAACCACCUCUGUCGCUUGGUCCUUCUAAUAACAAUAGCCCUGCUAAUGGUGAAGGCUUACCAGAAUGGACACCAAGGGAAUCAACAUAUGCAACAGUAGUUACAAUUAUACCAGAUCAUUGUCACUCAUCAGUAAGCACAUUGUCCUCAAGCAAUCAUGAUAUUUGCAGAAUAUGUCAUUGUGAAGGCGAAGAAGGUGCUCCCCUUUUUGCACCUUGUUAUUGCAGCGGCAGUUUACGCUAUGUACAUCAGGCUUGCCUUCAACAAUGGAUAAAAGCUUCAGACACACGUGCUUGUGAAUUAUGUAAAUUCACAUUUAUUAUGCAUGCUAAAACAAAACCAUUUUGUGAGUGGGAAAAACUUGAAAUGUCUGCCCUAGAAGUUCGUAAAUUAUGGUGGGCAGUCGUUUCUCAUGCAAUAGCUGGACUCUGUGUAGCUUGGUCUAUAUAUGUACUUGUCGAACGAUCUAUGGAAGAAGCUCGACGUGGAUAUGUAGACUGGUCUUUCUGGAUUAAAUUAAUAGUUGUUGUAAUUGGUUCUACAGGAAGUUUAGUUUUUAUGUACAUUCAAUCCAAAAUAUACAUUACACUAUGCAGAAAAUGGCUUACAUUUAACAGAGUAAUAUUUAUUCAAAAUGCUCCUGAGAAAGUGGUGCUUCCUCCUUCACCCACAGACUCUUUAAGAGAAGUAACAUUGCCUCUAAAAGACCCAACUGUCUCUAUGCCUGAGCUCAAUCAUACUUUAUUACCCCGUAACAUAGAUCCUCCAUGUGCCUCGCAGAUGGUAAAACCGGAUUCUAACGCGCCUCCACAAAGGCAUGACGCUCAAUUGAAACUUUAUGUAUUUGAUAAAUUGUCCUCGUCUGAAGACAAUUUAUAAUACAAUUGGGGUAAUACAGAUGACUGCUAAUUAUAUAUUAAUGAUUAGCCAAAAAAAAUAUAAUACAAACGUAAACAUAUGUCUAGAAUAAAAUUGUAAUUCUAGACUGCAGUAUGAUUUCGAAAACCGGAGUUUCUAUUUCGAAACUGUCAAAUGUCCGCCCUUAAGG
Messenger RNA from Eufriesea mexicana, 1266 nucleotides. Its product is annotated as E3 ubiquitin-protein ligase MARCH8. The transcript has 6 exons. The coding region runs from base 180 to 1097 and encodes 305 amino acids. The record is from RefSeq and is a predicted model, not a curated record. Lineage: Eukaryota; Metazoa; Arthropoda; Insecta; Hymenoptera; Apidae. Gene Ontology annotation, molecular function: zinc ion binding.